CCACAGCAGCCCAGCAGCACUGACUCCUCUAUUUAUGAUGGCUGCCUGCACCAAGAGAAGAGGGAGAUCGAAUCAGAUAUCGCCCACUACUCAGGACUAAAGCAGUAGUGUACUCGUACAAUUGAGCCGCAAGAAAAGCAUCGCAUCCAUCGUCUUCUCCAUCAGUCCAUCCCGAUUCCCGAGUACCAUUCGAUUCUAUAUUCCGCCAUUGUUGAUCGGCUCGCUCGCCUUCCUUGGUUCAUCACUAGUAACGGCAGGAAAGGAGCCGAGCCAUUCCAAUCCAAGAUUGAUUCAGUGCUGGCCAUGGAGAAGGAGACUCCGCCGCCGCUGCAUACGGACCAGGAGACUAGUGUUUCAUCCGAGCAACAACGUCCACGGCCGCAUCUCUCCAUCGACAUCCCGGCAGCAUCAAGCCUGCCGGCAGAUCACCUGCUCCCGAUGGCUACGGCGACGCAGGCCGGCACCAGCAUCACCCCGCCUUCCACCAGGAGGGGGCAACAGACAAGCAGCAACAUCCUCAGCACGCCCGCUCCUUCCUCCAGCUCUAGCAAGCCAAGCAGCAGGCCGCCUCUGCGCUCGCCGUCCUUCAUGCUGAGGCAGACGGUGAAGAGCCUGCUGCCGUUGGGGAGCUUCAAGUCGUCGGCCGUCAAGAGCUACGAGGCCUCCAUCUCCAAGCUGUUCGGCGCCAGCGCCACCAAGGUGAUGGCCAGGACGCCGUCGCUGCCGCUGGACCAUGCUCUGUCGUCGUCGCCACAUCCACCACCAGUUCAGCAGAAAUCAGCCGCGCUCCACCACAUGUGCCGCUCGCAGUCGCUCCCCACGACCACCAACAUGAAGAAGGCGAAGCUGCUGAACGCGGCCAACGCCAAGAGCUUUAAGCGGAUGGACUCGCUCGGCGGCACGUUCCGCGUCGUGCCUUCCACGCCCAGAACCCCCGCCACCGCCGUCCCCGACGACAUAGCCCCUGCUCCACCAGGCGGCCCAGGGGUCGACGGCGGCGAGGACAUACCGGAGGAGGAGGCCGUGUGCCGGAUCUGCAUGGCGGAGCUGUCGGAGGGCAGCGACACCCUCAUCAAGCUGGAGUGCGCGUGCAAGGGCGAGCUGGCGCUGGCGCACACGGACUGCGCCGUCAAGUGGUUCAGCAUCAAGGGCACCCGGACCUGCGAGGUGUGCAAGCAGGACGUGCAGAACCUCCCGGUGACCCUGCUGCGGGUUCAGAGCGUGCAGCGGCGGGACCUCCUGAAUCGCGGCGGCGCCAGCAACACGCCCAGAUACGACCGGUACAGAAUGUGGCACGGGACGCCUAUCCUUGUGAUCAUAAGCAUCCUGGCCUACUUCUGCUUCUUGGAAGAACUACUGGUGGCCCAUGACGGCAUUGUUGCGCUGGCUAUAUCGCUGCCCUUCUCAUGUAUCCUGGGCCUCUUCUCGUCCUUGACCACCACAAGCAUGGUGGCAAGAAGAUACGUAUGGAUCUACGCCGCGGCUCAGUUCCUCUUGGUCGUCUUCUUCACCCAUCUCUUCUACAGAUACCUCCAUUUGCAGGCCGUGAUCUCCAUCAUCCUGGCGACCUUCGCCGGCUUCGGCGUGGGCAUGACCGGCAACUCCAUCGCCAUCGAGAUACUGCGGUGGAGGGCGAGGCGGGUGGCGCCUCCUACCCAGCAGGCCCGCCGUCGUCGUCACCGCAGGCCGCGUGCACCUCAACAUCAGGCUCCUGAUCUGCCGGCGUCUGGUUCUGCUGAUCAGACUUCCAGCCAGCCUUCAGCUGCAGACAUGGGAAUGGGAAUUGGAGCGGGACAGCACCACGUCAUGGCCACCGCCGCCGGCGAUGUUGAGAACCCACCCGUCCCUCAGGCAUAGAACGUCGUUACUGUGGAGCAGGAGCAGUUUGUAGUUUGUAGUUUACCUGAGAGGGACCUUGUUACACUAGUAUAUAUACAUGAUAGUACAGAUGGAGUCUGAAUCUUGUUUCUCUACGCAUGCCUUGUGAAAGAGAUCAUCAUUUGGCGCUGU
This is a messenger RNA of Zea mays, 2010 nucleotides long. RefSeq names its product protein binding protein. The record is from RefSeq and is marked provisional. The transcript has 6 exons. Gene Ontology annotation, molecular function: zinc ion binding. Lineage: Eukaryota; Viridiplantae; Streptophyta; Magnoliopsida; Poales; Poaceae. The coding region runs from base 304 to 1857 and encodes 517 amino acids.